This is a messenger RNA of Chelmon rostratus (copperband butterflyfish), 858 nucleotides long. RefSeq names its product ventrally expressed dharma/bozozok antagonist (gene ved). The transcript has 3 exons. Gene Ontology annotation, molecular function: sequence-specific double-stranded DNA binding. The record is from RefSeq and is a predicted model, not a curated record. Gene Ontology annotation, biological process: spinal cord motor neuron cell fate specification; endocrine pancreas development; central nervous system development. Bases 1 to 858 code for a protein of 285 amino acids. Lineage: Eukaryota; Metazoa; Chordata; Actinopteri; Chaetodontiformes; Chaetodontidae. Gene Ontology annotation, cellular component: nucleus.
AUGAGGGGACAUUUUUCCAUCGAGUGGAUGGCCCAGAGCAGCCAGCCAGCGAGGACAGACGCCGUCUCUGCCUCCGGACCCACCACCUGUGGGACGCAUUCAGAGAGUCUGCCGGGUUUCUACUGCCGGCAAAAGUCUGAGAACGAACCAGAACUGCAAGAGACCAGGAGCCCAGGACUCGAAGCUUUCAGCCUGAACACUCUGCAGCACCAAACCACUCACAGCAAUCAAGCGGCUGAAGCAGGCUUCAGCAGCGGGACAGAGGAGGAGACCUCCGGGUACGAGAGUGAAGGGGGUCCCUCCGUCUCCCCCUCGGCCCCUGCUGACUGCACCUCCACCUCCCCGGCGUCCCCUCCGUCAGGGAGGAGACCCCGUACGGCCUUCACACCGGAGCAGAUCAGCAACAUGGAGAAGGCCUUCAAGAGGAACGCUUACCUGGGAACACGAGACAAGGCCGAGCUGUGCAAGAAGCUCAACCUGUCUGACAAACAGAUCAGAAACUGGUUCCAGAACAGGCGGAUGAAGUUGAAGCGGUCGGUGCAGGACGCCCUGGCUCAAGCCUGUCAGGCGAACGUCGCCUCUCAGCUGAUGCAUUACCCCGAGCUGCAGGCCUACAGGCCGGGGCCGUACCCGAGGUACCACUCCUCAGCAGCAGCAGCAGCAGCAGCAGCAGCAGAGGGCCCGGCCCCCGCCUCCUACAUCCAUCCACACAGCCUGCAGUACAGCUCGCCUCUGCCCAGCGUCUCCACCCUGCCACUGGACUCUUUCUACCAGUACAGCAGCCUUCCAGCGGUCAUGCUCCCCUCUGCCACCACCCAGCUCAUGAGCUCCUACCCAACAUACCCUCAGUAUUACUGA